AUGGAUGUGAGGUUUAACUUUUAUCCCCCGUGUUCAAGGCAUGAUGUCGUCCUGGGUGUGAAACCGCAUGCAGAUGGAACAAUAAUCACCCUUCUCUUGCAAGACAAACAAGUGGAAGGUCUUCAGUUUUUCAAAGACGAUCAGUGGUUUAGAUCUCCCAUUGUUCCUGAGGCGCUUCUCAUUAAUGUUGGUGAUCAGGCAGAGAUAUUGAGCAAUGGAAAAUUCAAGAGCCCUAUACACAGGGUAGUGAUAAAUCCAGACAAAGAGAGGUUCUCUUUGGCUGCCUUCUGCAUCCCUGAAUCAGAUAAAGAGAUUGAACCCUUUGAAAGCCUGGUCAAGGAGUCAACGCCGAGAUUAUACAAAAAGGUGAAAGAUUAUUCUGGUAUCUUUUUCGAAUACCACUACCAACAAGGGAGGAGACCAAUAGAAACAGCAAAAAUUUAA
This is a messenger RNA of Prunus armeniaca (apricot), 444 nucleotides long. The record is from the annotation of a GenBank genome assembly. Lineage: Eukaryota; Viridiplantae; Streptophyta; Magnoliopsida; Rosales; Rosaceae.